Paramuricea clavata is the source of this 28677-nucleotide messenger RNA. NCBI's taxonomy places the organism in Eukaryota, Metazoa, Cnidaria, Anthozoa, Malacalcyonacea, Plexauridae. The record is from the annotation of a GenBank genome assembly.
AAAUUAUGGCGUACUUUCAGAUAUUUUUACGAGUGAAUAUUAUCUUUAUUUUAUUGUUUUCUGUGUUAAAAAUCAAGGUAUAUGGUAAGUAAAUGUAAACAUUAUAAUACAUUCCAGGUACUUGUUUUACCAAUGGUGUUUUACGACACAAUGUUUUCGUUCUUUCAACAAGUAAGAUUUGUCAGCAAGAAAAACUUUAUAAGAAGGUCAAAAAGCUGAGCGAGAAAGCACUUCCGGCAUAAAUGUUGCCUGCCAUCCAGAAAAAUGACAUUCGGAUUAAAGUAGUAAAACAACUGACUCGUGUGGCUGAUGUUGAAUUUUUUUCUCACAAAAUCAUAUUUUAGGAAAUGUUGACAAAUAGAUUUCAUCCUGCAAAUAUAAAAAUAUUACACUUGACAACUUGUGCCGUGAUUUCUUUACCAAAAUCUCUUUCAUCCAAAUUAUUUUGUAGUUGGACAUUCUUUGCUUCCUUUCGCUCCCCAUCGCAGAACAAUAAUCCUAAGACUGUAACAUGACAAGACUUGUUAGGGAUGCAUAUGAGACACAGCAUGCUUGAUUUUUUUGACCCUCCCCAAACUAAAGCAUAAUUUUGGCUGACCCCCCCCACACACACACACACACACACACACACACACACACACACCUCCUAUUCGAAAUUUUUUUCAUACCACAUUAUUAAGCAGGCUUCAAAUUUGGGAAAAAUAAAGGUAAUGUUACUAAGUUUUUCAGGGCAUCAAGGCCAGUAUACAGGGUAUCCAGGCCAGUUUGAAAAUUUUAUUCAGUUGCUAUUUUAAAGUUUCAAAUAAUGUUUGAGUUACCAUGAGACAAGAAAAAUAUACAGAACAGCAACAAUAUUAAAAAAAAAUGCCAAAUGAAAAUCAUAGUUACAUGUAUCGUAACUACUUAUUGAACUAUGUACAGUAUGUAAGGCCAAUGGAACUGUAGAUUCUGUUUACCGUCCACCGCCCGCAUGUGCUUGAAACUACCGCAAGAAUUUUUCAUUAUUCUUAAUUAUUUUCAUUAUUUGUCAUUAUUUUUAAUUCUACGCAUCGAAACUUUCAAAUAUACAUCAAAUCAUCAAAUCUUCCAUAUAAAAAGCAGUACAUCGCUGAUGUAUGAUGGAUCAGUCAGCGUUUGUUCGGUACACUUGGAAAUUCGCGAGUCUGACAUGUGCAAAUUCCAAAACAAUGGCGUGACAAAGAAAUUUUCAGCAAAGGAAAGCCCAAAAAUGAUAAAAGAAUGCUGGACAAAAGUGUUGAUGGUCGAAAUCAAAAGAAAACGAUUUAAGGAUCAUUUUUGGUCGGAAAUUAGACAAUAACAAAAAUAAUGAAAAAUGAAUAAUGAAAAAAACCCACAUCAGAUUUUUUAAAUUCUCGGACGGUAAACAGAAUCUACAGUUCCAUUGGCCUAAGUGAUUAUUGCCAAUUUUACAAAUCAUACACUUGGUAUUGAAUUCUAAAGCAUAAACUAGGCUCUUUUCCACUCAUCGCAAAAAUAGUUGCAGCAAGCUGGGAGUCAAUUUCCACACUACAUCAUCUUGUGUGACUAAUUUACUAAUUGGCCGCUUUAAAUCGGCGCCUUUUGCUCUUAAGACAACGUAGGAGAAGACGUCUCAAGUAUGUAAAACGUUCUCAAGUAUGUUCACUUUAGUCACAUGAUUACAUUGGCUACUGGUCUUCUUUGUUCGCGCGAUCAAAAAAUAUUGUUCAAAUUAUUUAAUUUUGCUGCGAGUGUUCGCAAGCUCACUGAGAUUUACUUGCCAUUAUUCGCAAGUACUAGCAAGCUCGCUGCGAGCUGUUUUGGCGAUAAGUGGAAAAGUGCCUUUAGUACUGUACUCUGUGGUUGAGGGCAAGGCCACUACUGGCCGUGGAUUUCAGUAUAUUUCCAGGGCAUAGCGGCCAACAAGCAUUGCACUGACGGCCAGUGGCCGCCAUGGCCGCCGCUAAAUUUGAGGCCUGAUUAAGCUAUUAAUAGUGUACCAGCCUCGUACCCAGGUGCUUUGGUUUGUUUACGUCAUUACGCGCAUGUGGGCCACACGGCCCAUGCAAAGCCGCGCAAGCCCAGAACAACACAUAGCACGUGGGUACGAGGCUGAUAGUGUACAUAAAUUCCAAGUGUACAUAAAUCUAAAAUUUUCAAAUGAAUCAGCAGACCUGAUAGUUUUCCCCACACACAGCUUUGGGCCCAGAUACUUAACCCUUUCACUCCUGAAUUGCCAGGACUCUUGCCUUGACGAGUAAAAUCAUCUGGUGUUAAUAGACAAAGUAAAAUAUAUAAACACUACAAAUGUUGUGUUUAUGAGUGAAAGGGUUAUAAAUGAAUGUUUAAUAUGAUAAAUAAGUGUGCUAUAUGUCACUUAAUUGGAAUGGUGUUGCUCUUCUACCAGACUUUGUAUAAACAGCAAGUAAUGGGUAAAAUAAACGCCGACCUAAAUCUGUCCUAGGUCAGCAUGUCUCAGCAUUUUUUUAAAUCUGUACCACGUCUUGGAGUACUAUUAAUCACACAUUUACGAAUCAUUGAAAUUGGAAUAUAACUGUUGAAAAGCCAAAUCAAAAGUUGAAGCCAAAUUUUAACUCCAGAUGCACGAAAUUUGAUCUUCAGACGUCCUAACGUAUAUAUAUAAUAUAUAAAUAUUAUACAAUACCCGUCAAUGUUUAUACCGAAGUGUGUUGAGUUAAUUGAACUACAAAACGAAUUCUAUACUCGCUAUUUUUAACAGCUAUCAACACCCAAAAAUUCUUACUUUGGUUGAAUUAAGGUCGUCAAAAAUUUCCCGACCUUGGAGGUUGAUAUGUCCAGGUUUUUAGCCAGAAGGGCAUCCUGGGACGCCCCUAGAAUGAAAAAUGGAUGCCCAAAUUCAGGGGAAAUUAGGGGAAUUAUUUUCAAUGAUUUCCCUAACUAUAUUAAUAUAUCUGAAAUGAAAUUCUCAUUAUUAUUAUACAUUUGACAUUUUGAUAAAUUUGAUGGUGUAUUAAACUGGCUGAAUGAAAAUGUCGUAGUUACGUAAAGAAGCAUACCGGCACAAACUCACAAAGCCAAGUGUUUUGAAAAAUUUCGAAUGAGCUUGGAACAGAUACAUGUACUGACAUGAAGUAACUUCAAAUUCAAAGGUUUUCCAGAGGAACGGUUUUUGGAACACCCCCCUCUUUACUGUAGAUGUAUUGUUGCACCAAAAUUGGAUGCCCUCUUUCAGAACCCUGGCUAAAAGCCUGGAUAGGUCGGCAUUUAGGUCUGCGGCAUUGCCAAAUGCCGACCUCGUUUUCAAGGGCUGUAAUGUUCUUGGACGUUCUGGAACAGCACUGUCACCAGCACUGGAAAUGACUAAAUUUGAGACUAAACUAUUAAGAAAGGAAAAGCAACUUGUUUAUAUUUUUCAAGUUUUAAGAUCUCAGUUUGUCUAUUUUUGUAUUUAAUUAAAUAAAUACCAGUCAACUUAAAUUUUUAUGACAUGGUAUUUUACUCAUUUUCACUUGCAUGAAAACACCAGGCCCCUUUUUUAUUGCACAAUUUUAAUGUGUCACCCUCACCCCCCUCCGUUUUGCUCCUGCCCCCUCUAAUUAAUGACCGGACAAAUGAUAUUUGUCUGGCACAACUAUUCUGCUUGUUCUGUCAACAUGCUAAACUAACAUGUAAACAAAGUACAUAAAUUGGUUUUCAAGCAAAUUUCUAUAGUUAAGUGGUUGAGGCACCAAUGUUGUAAGCGCUAGCUUGCACAUGGUUUGAAACCAUGGUUGGAAAUUCACAUGUAUGUAUUGUGUCUUCCUGCAAACAGAUGGCCAGAUUGGAGGUUAGGAUGAUGGCCAUUAGGGAAGGAAGUUUCAAACUUUCACGAAGAAAGUUUCAACUUUCAGGUUUUAUUUAUUAUCCGAAACAACCGCUGAUAACAUAUACUAAUAAAAUUAAUUCACAGAGAAAUAGCUAACGCUUCAGGUUCAUCUGCUACGGAACAAAUAUCACCUGGAAAUAGUUUUCAAUUUUACCUAUUUAUUGGCCACGGAAAUCACCCAUCAUAGUCCUGUUACUUUGCUGCACUGUCUAAAACAUAUUACUGGUACUGUACAGGUUUCAACGUCAAUAUUCAUUUUCAGGAGAUAAAAUUGAGCAAAGCAUCUAUAGCCAAAUCAGUGGAUAUUCUUCCUGUGUGACACUGCUUAAUGCUACACAUCAAAUUGGAUGUACAUGUAAGUAUUUUUAUUGCUUGAAAGCCCCAUACAGAUGUCAAGCAAGUUUUCCUUGACAAGUUUACUUUCUCGUGUGUAACAGUGGUGCAGUCAACAAUUAACUGUUAUCAUAUUCGUAGGUGACACUAUACUUUGUAAACAUAUUCGUAGGUGACACUAUACACUAUGUCUAAGCUGAAAAAUACAAUAAAUAUUGAUUGUUAAUGUUUGAACUGUUGUAUUUCAGAACCAUCUUUGGAAAUCAUGACAUAACAUAUCGCAUAUUUUGCUGUCCCCAAUGACAUGUUCCCAGAUGAUCACCAUAUUGGCUGGGAGAAAAAGCGAAAAAUAAAAUAUUGCUUUUACAGUCAAACCGGAUGUUCUCUUGCGAGCAACAUUGCAAUAUUGUUCCACAAUAUUGCAAUUUUGAUAGGCAGAUUGCUCUGAGCAAUUUGCAACCGACGCGAACAAAUUGCAAGUUUAAAUUCACAAACGAUUUGUAAACAAAGCAUCUGAUUGGACUAUAAGAAAGAGGGAAGCCAAUCAAAUAGUCUGGGCAACUGGAUUGGUGCUUCCCUCUUUCUUAUAGUCCAAUCUUAUAGAACCUAUCUCGCACUCUUUGAUCACAUCCAACUGACAUCUUCCACUCCGCCAUGUAUCUCUUUCUACCUCUUCUCUCUUUUCAUCUACUGUACUUCUAACCUUCCAUUUCUCUUUUCUAUUUCAUAUAUUUUGUCUGUUCUGUAAUAUUUAGUGGUGAGCACCCUGCAUGGGACAUGGUCUCGUUUGUGCUUCGCCUCUUUUGGCACCUGUUUGUUUGAUGUUGUCCAUAUGUUUCUCAAAUGUAAUAGUCCAUGUGUAUUAUUCAUGUGUCAAAAUAAAGCUUAAAUAAUAAUAAUAAUAACGAUCAGAGGCUUUGUUUACAAAUCUUUUAUGAAUUUCAACUUGCAAUUUGUUGGCGUCGGUUACAAAUUGCUCAGAGCAAUCUGCCUAUCAAAAUUGAAUAUUGUGGGACUAUAUUGCAAUGUUGCUCGCAAGAGAACAUGCGGUUCGACUGUAAUUAAUUUGUUUUUAUUCUUGUUGUAGCAAAACGGAAAGGCAACGUUGGUGUAGUGCAUUACAUUGAUUCUGAUGAAAAUUUCAAAUGGUUAUUAAAUAAAGGAAAAUAUUCUCCUUACGUUUCUUUAUUCACAGCAGAAUAUUUUACAGAGUAAGGGGAUAUUCUUGUUAGACUUGAACUAUGUAAAUAUUUCAACAUUGUGAUCCCAUGGCCAUGAACUCAACUACAUGCACAUGCAUGCAGCACAUCCUUUACCAGGGCUGAUGGGCUUAUACAUGGGGGGGGGGGGGCAGGCUUAUAUACGGGGCGGGGUUUAUACAUGGACGGCAUUUUGGGUCCGUGGUAACCAAGUAUUUAUUGUUAAUUAUAAACACGAAAAUAAACAAAAAUUAAUAAAGCGGCUCAAAAAUGGUAACAAUUUCGGCUCAAAAAUGGUAACAAUUUCCGCACGUAAUACAAACAUAUACAAGAUCAAAAAUUAGUCUAUAACAUGCAAGUUGUCUAUUGUCUCUUGUUUAAUGUUAGCAGUUACGUAGGUCCGAUGUAAUAUAGUUCUCACAAACUACUGUUACCUGUAAUGUACAGUAUGACCAUUUAAGAUCUAAUAGCAAGUAUUAGCAACUGGGACCAGUUCACGUUUAUACGAAGGCAGCACCAUGCAUGCAUUCACUGGAUAGUGACUUUUUCAAGCUUUAAUUCUUUUGUUGACCGUUGAUUGGUAAUGUAUAUAUAAUCCAGAUUAAAAAGUUUUAAUUAGUAUUUAUGAAUUAAAGUUUCUUUAUAUUUGUUAUGGGGUCCAUAUGUCGUUAUUGUCACAAUAUUUUUAAAAAGGAUGAAAAGUCAAUCGAGUGAAUUGCGCUAAUAGAGUAUCUGGCCUUUGUACAACCGACAAUUUUUCAUUACAAUAGGGUAUAAAGCGUAACAUAAUUAAAAGGCAACGGCAAUAACAGAGAUGUUCGUCCACUUGGAAAGAGUUAACGUUGAGAAUAAUUACAAAGAUUUGCCCACCGUUAGACCAUUAUGCAUAUUCAGCAUGGCGCAAUGCACAGUGAUUUAAAUGACAUCCGUAUAUAAAUCGGAAUGUUUUUGCUAAGAACGAUGCAGUAAAUCUGUAAAUGAAUUUUGUAAUAUAAGUGGUUCUUGCAAAUGGGAAUGAUUAACUUCUAUUCUCAUGUUUUUUAGUGAUCGGCUGAAACAGUUAAUAAAUGCUGAUAAACUUUCUGGAGCAUUAGUCUUAUAUGCUAGAAAUUUCACAAUAAAUGGAACGAAUCCUCCAAAUUCAGGUAGCAGUGAAGUGUGGGAGAUAUUUCAUUAUGUCGAGGAUCUUGAAAUUCAUGUGUUUGAGGUUCAAGAGCAUUAGACAAUCAGGCCUGUUGCAAUAUCGACCUUUAAAGAUGCGGUUCAGUCCGUUCUGCGCAUGUGCACAAAGGAGCCCUCUUUUUAUUUACAAACAGUUUAUUUAGGUUUUUAUUUCAUUUUAUGUUCUUGCAAAGCUUGAUUGCUGUCUCUUCUUAAUUUAUUAUACUCUAGCAUCAUGAAAAUAUAAGUAGUUGUCGAAUAAAAUUCAAUAUUUUGGAUACCGAAAUGUAAACAAAGCCUUUGUUUACAUACGGACUGUACUGCAUCUUUAAUUUCUAAAAUUACACAUCUACAUAUGACAUGAGUAUUUCCAGUUCGACAGUAUACCAUGCAAUACUUAUGCAUAUCCUGUAUACCAUAUAGGUAUUCUCUACAGUAUGUUUUCUAGUACAAUUAUUAAAACGUUAGGCCACGAUGUAAUUUAAGUGCCACUCCAGUAUUCGCAAAAUUACGAUCCGGAAAUACUAAGAGCUUUGAUUGUCCUUCUUUAAUUAAAAACUAAAUUUGUGUGACUUGUUAAUGUUAAUAUCUAAAAAGCAUGCCUUUAUAUCAAGCAAAACUAUUGUCGUCAGCACGUGGAAUGUUUCAAAGAAUACGGUAUACGAGCUUAGUUAUGGAGUUCAUAGUGAGUUUGACCAAGACUAUGUCGCUAUUACUGAUAUGCAGGGCAGCCGAGAGGUUACGCGGGGCGUGGGGCAAAACUUUCCCAUGCUCCUAUGACGACAUAAAAUUUUCCCCUAUGAAAUAAAAACGGGAGAAUUUUAAAGUAUACAAUAUUAAGCAAACCAGUCGCGUAUGUUUAUGGUGUGAUAAUGCACGCAGGGAAUGUUGGGAGUAUUCUUCCAACAUUCCCCGAGUGCAUUAUCGCACCAUAAACGCACAAGACAAGUUUUUCUUUUAUAAUAUAAUAUAAUAUAAUAUAAUAUAAUAUAAUAUAAUAUAAUAUAAUAUAAUAUAAUAUAAUAUAAUAUAAUAUAAUAUAAUAUAAUAUAAUAUAAUAUAAUAUAAUAUAAUAUAAUAUAAUAUAAUAUAAUAUAAUAUAAGUUCUAUGGUAGAAGAUAUUACAUAGUAAACAAUUUUACUCAAAAGAUUGACUUCUAAUAAUAAAUAUUAAAGCCCAGCAAAGUGCUUUUAAAAGAGCCAUAAACCAUUAAAUUUAUUUUUUUUUAAUAAAGAUUUAGUAACGUUUCGUCUUAACUUAAGACAUCUUCAGACUAUAUUAAAUUACAAGCUGUAAGAGUAAUUUAAUAUAGUCUGAAGAUGUCUUAAGUUAAGACGAAACGUUACUAAAUCUUUAUUAAAAAAUUUUAAAUUUAAUGGUUUAUGGCUCUUUUAAAAGCACUUUGCUGGGCUUUAAUAUUUAUUAUUAGAAUUUGUUUUCCGCCUGGUACUUCUCUGGUAACAAAAGAUUGACUACUAACAUGUACUCGGUGACGACAUCUACUAACAUGUACUCAGUGACGUCACGCGCAUGCUUUUACUGUCGCUCGAAUUUUUAAGCGAGCGAAGGAGCAAAAUUGCCAAAACCGGCAAUAUACAAACUUUUGAUGCUAUAUAAAGCCGGAAAAAUUGUUUAAAAUGCUGGAAAUAAAAAACAGUGAUACACAGACUAAUUUGUCAAAGUUUUUCAGCAGAUCUGGGCUGCUGGAUUUGUCACGAAAGACGUUAAAUCGUAUAGGUUUCGUCGUGUUGCUCAGUUUUAAUUUUCGAAAUUAUUGUAUUUUUUUGUUUUUCGCCGAAAAUAUAUCUAGCAGUUGUUAUCAGAAGAAUUGAAGGUACUUUCUAAAUCACUUAUGUUUAGUUUUUGUUGCCUUUUUGUAUGUUUUUGGUAUUCCUGUAUCUUUUUUCAAUUUUUUCUCGGCUAUUUUGCACGCUUUUGCCCAAAACCUGUCAAGACAACAACAAAAUCGACGAAUAUCAAGCCGGUUAAUUUUUCACGUAGAACUAUAAAAAAUGUUGUUUAUAUUUUGGGCUAAAAAGCAGAAAAACAUAGAAAGAGCAAGGUAGUGCCACGGAACAAUGCACGCGCAUUAGCCAAUCAAAUCGUCUGUUAUAUCACACUUAUAUUAUAAUGCAUGUUAUCCGGCCCUGAGUCCUGACACAGCUAGGAUUUAUAUUCUCGCAGUCCUGUAUUAAGCAAUUUUAGGUCGUUUGGUGGCCCCUUUGGAGCUAGAAGACUGGGGGCGAAAUGCACCCUGUCCCCCCUCUCUGUGCCUUGCUGAUAUGUUACUGAUAGUAUUGCCUUUGUUGAUAUUUAGGUUUUUCUCCGGAGUAUCCAUGCCCCAAUGAAAAGUUUGGUGAGUUUAUUGUUAUGCUUAUAAUGCCAAAUCUAUAUGUCUGAUAUUUAUUCUCCAUUUAACUAGUAUAAUAUACUGCACAGUAUGUGACACUAUUUUACCUCACACACAAUGGACCAAUCCUAUACAUAUAGGAUCACGUGCGUGUCCGAUAUUUUAAGCCUUGUGCUCAUUUGUCAGUGAUGGUCUGCGGGUGCCUUUGCACAGUGCCGUUGCCUUGCAUCGGUGAUGAGUAACAUUUUUUGCUUACCUGAAACCAUCCUCUCAUUCCGUGAUCACUAACAGUGAUCCACGAGUGCAUCGCCGACCAUCGACGGCAUACGAGAACCAGAUUUUAGGAUGUCGGACAGGUGCCCAUAUUGACGCCUUUCAUGUUGACGUCACAUAACGAUAACUACAGCUACCAGCAAUAAUCGUGAAGAAAUACAAUAUGGUGUUUUAUGUAAGAAUGUGGAAAUUUCAAUUUUUAACAUCACACUUGUUUGAAAUAAAUCACGUGACUGGUCACGUUACUAUAAUUAAAAAAAUCUUUAAAAGCGAAAAUUUGGACUGAAACCGCAUGAAACAUAAAAGAAACGUUUUCAUCAGGAACAAACAACAUUUUACUGUACAGGGUGAGCAAACCGAAUUUAGUUUUUCACCUCCAAUAUCAGCAAACUAUUGCUGAUGCUUAGUGUUGAUCAUCAUCAUCGUCAUCAUCAAUCAAUUUUAUUUCAAUGAAAUGCGUUAGCCUCGCACAGCUAAAAGCUAAUUUACAGGAGGGGCGUGAUAUAUAAACAGCAGAAUAUAUAGAAUAUUAUAUAUACCCUCAACCCCCCACCCCACCCCACCCCAAGAACAAAGAAAAAUAAAGUCAAGUAAAGAGAAUUAACUUUAUUCUGCAGCAUUGAUGCACUAUAUUUAAAGCUUCGCUUCAAUUUUGGUUUUGGAAGUGCUAGAUCCGUUUCCUGAUUUCGUAAAUUACGGCCUCUAUUAAGUUCUCUAAGUCUUACGAGGCUUUCUCUUAAACAUGGCGAACAAUUUUCAUUAAGGACUUUAACAUUAGGGUACUAGUCCACCUAACAUGUAGACUAUCCCAUCCUAAAACUUCUAAAAGAACACUUGAUCUAAUCCUAUCAUCAUGUCUUGGUCCAGUGCAUGAUAACUCUAGCCGCACGAUUUUGUAGUAUUUGCAAUUUAUCUUUUAAUAUUUUAUCGCAUGAUCAAUACUUAGUCAUUUCUUUAUAAACGUGUUGCUUUUCGUUUCAGUGAGUGCAAAUUUUUGCUUUUAAAAUAAAUUGUGAGCAUGAAUUAUAAUUCCAUAGUAGUCACUCGAAAAUUCCAUAUUUUUUAAAACACCACGAUAUAUUGCAUGUAUUUGUUCUUCCGGGUUAUUACUCCAUAUUACUCAAACCAACUAACCAAGUUUCAUCAACACUAAUUACUAUAAGCAUCGGCAAUAGUUUGCUGAUAUUGGAGUUGAAAAACUAAAUUCGGUUUGCUCACCCUAUAAAUGUUUUUGUUCCUGAUGAAAACGUUUCUUUUCAUGUUUCUUGCGGUUUCAGUCCAAAUUUUCGCUUUUAAAGAUUUUGGGCAUAACUAAAAAUUAAUUUUAGUAACGUGGCCACUCACGUGAUUUUUUCAAACAAGUGUGAUGUUGAAAAUCGGAAUUAAAAUUCCGAUAGCUGUAGUUAUAUGACGUCAUCAUGAAAGUGGUCUAUCGGAUUAUCAGACAGCCGCUUGUCGGCGCUUUUCUUGUUGUUAUGUCAUUUUUUUUGUAAACACACAAUGGCAAACGGUACGAUUUAUUUCAUUAGUUUAUUUGGUUGGAACCCUUUUUUCGAAAUCCAUUAUUUUGUGAAGCAAUAUUUAACAAUUCCACUAUUCUAGAUUACAAUUUUUGAUUAUAAUGUCUAUAUGAAGUGCGUGAAGGUAGGAAUCUAAUUUUGUUAUAUCUAAUAGAUAUAAUAUCUAAUAGAUAUAAUAAAAUUAGAUUCCUAUCUUCACGCACUUCAUAUAUAGACAUUAUAGAUUAUUAGGUCCCUUCCGUUUACAAGAAUCCAAUAAUAAUACACUGUCACUGUACUGUAAUAUGCGAGAAAUGAUGGCUAUACUCCUAACUGUAAAUGUUUUACCUAGGUCUGUAUGGUAGUAAUGGAGUCUAUAGUUGCAGUGGAAAUGGGAGUAAUUCAGUGACUUGGAACGAUAAUGUAUGUGAAGCAACACCAUCUGCAUUACUAAAUGAUGUCAUUGCUGUGCCGAGAAGUUAUUUUACAACUGAUGUUGUCUUUGUCGUCUUCACAACUUUGUUUUUAUUUCCAUCUAAUAUAGGGUUCUGAAAUGUCGUAUAGAGAUUAUGGUAUUCCGGUAUUUGCAUUAUACAAAGAAAAUGAAAUCAACAAUUUGAUCAAGGUUGGUGGACAAUUCUUACCUUGUGUUGUAUUUUUAUCAUAGAAAUAUUAGACCUAGAAUGCGUGCUUGGUCACGUGACCGAUGUCCAAAUUGAAAACAAAAAUGCCCUUAUAAAUACGCCAUGUUGAAUUUGAGCAUAGGAGUACAAACUAUAAACUAUAAACAAAGCUAAAACUAAGUUUUCACUUUUCAUCGUCAAAAGGUUUUGCCUUGCUAUCUAGUUUGUAGUUUGGGGGAUAGAUUUUGAAAUAUUAGUAUAGGUAAUGAUGCGAUGGCGAGUACAAUUUUACUCAUAAAACAUUUUGCAUGCUUUGAACGUAACUGCGUUGCUAAUAUUUUAUUAAAUUACGAAAUGAUAGAUCAUUCUAGCUUCGUCGGGUUUCGUGUUUUUGAAACAAAAAUAUUUAGUUGUCGAUAAACUGUAAAUCGCCUAAAUAAUCGUUGAAAACUAUGGUUUCAAAAGCGUUGCCUCAAGCUCAAGCAACGUAAAAAAUAUAAAAAAGUAGUUGUGUAAGUUUAAAAAGAUUACUAUUAAACUCCAUUUAUAUUAUAAAAAAGAUGAAAUAUUUUUAGAACAUACCUUAGUAUUGAGUUUGAGUUUGUCUUGAUCUUUCGUGUUUUGUUUUGGCUUGCACAACAACGUUGAAAAUGUAUUUUCAAACGACAAUUUCUGUAUAUAUUCUGUUCAGAACUAUUUAUUUUCGUAAAAAAACCACUGGAAUGGGUUUUCAGACACUUUUUCUUCUUUAAAAAACUUUUUUUCCACUUCAAGUCUCGAUAUAAUUGUUUUUGCAAACUUUGUUGAAAAAAAACCCCAAACAAUUCGCGCACUCCCUACAACCGCGCGAAAUUCCCCGCCUCAGGAGUCUGGGACUAGCCAAAAUUCCCUUAUAAAUCCGCCAUUUUGUGGAGACAAAAUUUUUACUGAGAAAAGAUAGGAGCACGCACUCUAUGUCUAUUAUUUCUAUGAUUUUUAUUUACGUGGCAAUGUUUCCAUCCGGAUUCAUACUGAAGCCUGUUUUCCACUUCAACCGUAUCGUAACGCACCGUUGCAUUUUCUUUUGUGUCGAAGUCAUUAGUUCCGCAUUACCGCUCAGGAAACAAAGAAAUACGCUACGUUUCGGUACGAUACGAUUGGGGAGAAAAAAAGGCUUGACUCAUCCACAGUCCUUUCAAAUCGCUCCGAAAAAUUUCCACCCAAUGAUGCAUGGGAAUUCUCUCUAACAGAAUAACAUGACGAAAAAACCCAUGGUCAGUCAAUCCCGUUGCGGUUCAGUCGAAAAUCGUGAAGUUAUUUUUAUUGUAUUAUUAUGUCGACCUCCGGAUGUGCUUGAAAAAUUGUGGGACUGUCCUGCGAUGUUGCAUGCAACAAUGUGAUUUUCAAAUUUGAAUCGUGUGCCAGGUUUCCAACACUUCAUCGAAAGUACGCAAUAUCCAAAAAAAAUGAACCUCUUAACAAAAAAUGUAAACAAGCACAUGCAGGGCUGAACUGCUGAACAUGCCGUACAAUUUAAUACCAGUUAUUAAUAUGUUUUGCUAUAGUGUUAUAAAGACCACAAUAAGCCUGUAAAUGGCGAGAAUCCUGACUAUCCGUUAUGUGGAGUGGAGAUGAUGAGCUUCAUGCAUGCAGCAAAAGAUACACCUACAUGUAUGAGGAAAAGUAGUGCGCCAAAAUAUACACAGAGUAAGUGCUUUGAAUGUAUUUGCUUUGCGUCAUACCAGGCUAUCAACACUUUAUUAUUCGAUGAAACAUCAGGAUUUCGUAUCAAGGUAUAAAGAUAUAAAUACGAUGAAGAUAUAUAAUGGUUGUUUUUAGAACCGCAACUAAAUCACCUAGUAGCUUUCUUUCAUAAUUUGAGUCGCCGCAAUAGAGCCGCGUGCAAGUUCGAUUCCUCAUGCCAGGGAACCUAAAGUUGCAUUUUUUCCAGCUGCAUGUUCCUGGUUAUGUCUAUAAUAAGUGUAUAUAAGUUUCCACUUAAUAAUUUCCUUCUAGCUACAAUACCCUUCAACUAUAUAAUUAAUAGACAACAUAUUAAAAACCAUAUUCGCAUUUUGUUUCGCACCAGCUAUGAUUUGUGUCAUAUUGUAUAGCUUCUAGCAACAUCGAAGGUCUUAAAAAACAUGUAUCAGUGUGAUGAUAAACUACAAUUUUACGAUGAGUCACUGCGUGCUAACUUUAUGUUUUUUUAUUAAUCACUGUCUGGGUUCCUAUAACAUAUUUCCUCUUAAAUAAUAAUAAUAAUAAAAGCAUCUAUUUAUAAACCAUGGUAAAUUUACAUAUAUAAAUAUAAACGUAAAUAAUAUUAAUAUAAUAAUAUUUAAUAUAUAAAUAUAAACAUAAAUACAUCGGUAUAAGUGAUCUAACAGAACAACAAAUUACACGCCACAUAACUGAGAUACUAGGUUAUUUUACACAAUCCAUGUAUUAACUCACGGGCAAUAGGACAGGUGUAGUGUUGUUAAAUAGAAAGUUAGAAAUGGUAUUGUACUUACUCAUGUAUUAUAAUUAUGUUUAAAAGAUCAGAAUAUUCAUAACUUCUUAUUUUGUUUCAUAAAUAGUUCUUUAAUAUUCGAAACAAAUUCCAUAUCUGCUUCGUCUGGCAUCGCCAUGUUUACUCGUCCCAAUCUACAUGCUGCACGGCAUUGCCGCCCCUCCUGGCAAAAUAAUAAGCAAGCGAGAAAACCUUAAUUUUUCUCGCUUGCUUAUUAUUUUGCCAGGAGGGGCGGCAAUGCCGUGCAGCAUGUAGAUUGGGACGAGUAAACAUGGCGAUGGCAGACGAAGCAUUCUCGUACCCAGAGCCCUUCUUACGCGCGUUCGACCGAGCACGACGAGGGGCUCUGGCCAAAUCCAUAACCGGAUACCAUAAAAACAUGGUAUCUGGUUUAACACUGCGCAUGCUCAACGUCAAACGCGGAUAAACACUUUGGUUUUCUUGUUUGUUUCGUUUUGAAAGUUUUACUCCAGGAAAACCCCACAAAAGCGGUAGGUUUCGCUAAUUCUAUUUAUUUAAAUCAAUUAGUAGGUAAGACGUGAUGUUCUCAAUGUAUGUUGAUAAAAUUUAGUAUAUAUUUCCCUCUUAAACGUUGUCAGAUUGUCUCACUAUUUUAUAUUCGGUUUAAAUUCGCUGUUGUACAGAUUUGUAGACUUUUUUGUGUUUUAUUAAAAGUCAACAGUCAUACAUAAGACAUACUAUACUGCAAAUCCUUUGAAAAUUGUAAAAAAUCGGUUUCUAGGAAGAAAAUAGUCAUCACAAUUAACUUCAUAUUCUGGCUGGCUUUAAUAUUUUCUCUUCAGAUGGCACUUCAGCUUUGAACAUGUAACACAGAUUUGUUUGAUUAACAUCACUGAUUUGGAAAUACGACGAGCAUCUCCAUAAAUAUACUGACUUUUUUCUACGAGAACAUCACGUCUCAACCUAUUAAUUUCAAUCAACUAAUUGAUUUAAAUAAAUAAAAUUAGCGACAUCUACUGCUUUUGUGGGCGAUUAUCAACAACAAUCUUCCUAACUGCUUCGUACUGCUGUUCUUUCAACUUUAAUAAUGUCUUUUCUCCCAAUUUUCAAAGCGAAACCAACGCUUCGUGGAGCGCUUGUGUAUUUUUAUUCAUAUUUACUAUAAUAAACCAUAUAUUUCGUUGUGGCCAAUCAGAAGCCAGUUUGAUAUGGAUUUGGCCAGAGCCCCUCGUCGUGCUCGGUCGAACGCGCGUAAGAAGGGCUCUGGGUACGAGAAUGCAGACGAUGCAGAUAUGGAAUUUGUUUCGAAUAUUAAAGAACUAUUUAUGAAACAAAAUAAGAAGUUAUGAAUAUUCUGAUCUUUUAAACAUAAUUAUAAUACAUGAGUAAGUACAAUACCAUUUCUAACUUUCUAUUUAACAACACUACACCUGUCCUAUUGCCCGUGAUUAACUAUUAAAACCUAUAUGGCUUCACAUAGCAGCAUAUCUAAUUUUCAAUCAAUAAUACCAAAACAUCAACUGUUUACGAAAUAACUAUUACGAAAUACUUUAGACAUGCAAGUAGAAGUGCUCUUAGCGAGAGUUAACCUGCUUUAAUUUAAAUAUAUAAGGUUAAUAAAAACAGGCAUAAAAUACAAUACAACGGUAACUCCGAAUAAAGUAAGCAUUUUGAUUCAACGUUUCGACUUUAUUUAGAUGAUGACUAAAUAAAGUGGAAACGUUGAAUCAAAUUGCUUACUUUAUUCGGAGUUGCCGUUGUAUUGUAUUAAAGCAGGGUUUAAUUAAAUUUGGCAAUAAAUUAGCUAGUCAUGCAUAUAUUAAUUAUUGCUGCAGUCUAUAAUUGAACGCCUUAAUGGCAGACUUUUUGAAUUUGGCGAGAGUAUCAGUUGAUUUAAGUUCUUUAUCUAGCAAGUUUGCAGAGAGUGACAGCCUGGUAAGAGAUGUCAGGGGAAGGGUUUCUUUCUUUUCUAUAACAUAAUUUUUACACAAUCUAUGUUUAAUAUUUGGAUAAAAUGACAAAACCCCAAAACCUAACUCUCCAAAAUGCAUGGCUGGAAUAGGUUCGGGUUCGUAUAUACAAAACUUGAAAAUCCUUGAACCUCCUUGCAUGAAUUUGGGAACAACAAUUCAAGGCUUUGAAAGUUCUAUAAAGAGUGCUUAAAAGUCCUUAAAUUCUUCUUGCUUUACUAAUAUUUUCUGAAAUUGUUUGACAGUACAAAAAUUGGAUAUUUUGUAAAUUGAACAAAGCCAAUGGCCAAAGCCGUUUGAAAUUCAUUAAAGUAACGUCAUUUUUUACUGGUAUAGCCAUGCACUGGUGACAUUUCUCAUGAAUAAAAUUACGUUUUUAGAUGGAUUUUGUGACCCUUUGGGAGAUAAAAAUGUAUGGGGAACAUUGUUUUCAUUUGCUGAUGAUAGUUUUACACACAACGAUGUAAUUCUGGCGACCGCUAAGGUUCGUACAAGAUUCAUCUUUAAACCUGUAGAAAUACGACAAACAUUUCGCACAUUAUGUUUGCACCAUUUUUUACCAUUCUGCAUGCAGUUACCAUGCACUUACUGAAUACUUAUAAGGUUACAUUAUAUGGUAAAAUGCCAAAUUUAUCAAUUUCAACAUAUAUAUUGACUUACAUACCUUUUAAUUAGAAAUCUUUCGGAUCUGCAAUUACUCUCUGCAUGGAUAUUUUACUGAAAAUGCAUGCAGUGGAGAUAUAUUGGCAAGUCUUAAUUUCUUCCUUGCCUCCUCUCGCACGUUGCGUCAUGUUAUAUGUGCGUCAUGUUAUGUGCGUCAUGUUAUAAAGUGAAACUUGGUUCUUGUAAUAAUGUGUAUUGUCAAAUCGAUGCUAAGAAUCUCUAAUAUUGUUCCUUAGCUGGACAGCACGGCGUUUUUCCACGAUCUUGCUCCUGGAGCAGAUAAUGAUGCUACUGGAGUCACCGUGUUACUUGCAGCUGCGGAGGUUCUUGGUAAUUUAACGAGAAACGUAAGUUCACCUGUGUUUUCAUAAUUUCCACUGUAUAUGUAAACAUCAAAUUUACAAACUUUGCUGAAACAAAACUUAUAUAGUUUCUUAUUACAUGUACUAAAUUCAGCAGCUGUGCAUUGCUCUUUUUUUCAGGACAGUAUCAAAGCUCCAGAUUUGAAGAAAAACCAGAAGCAUAUAAUGUUUUCAUUUUUCCAUGGCGUAUGUACAUUCUGCCCAUAUUAUUUUUUACAUUGGUUGUCCACAAUUGCUACGUUGGGCGCACUUAUGAAUAUUCACCCGCUAAUUUUUGGAACUGAAAAUGAACAGAAACACUACACAAUUGCAUGUAGUUGGUCCAUUGAAAUGAAUAUAACUGGAACGCUACCUGCAGUUAAACUGUCUAUGGAGAAAAGCCAAAUCUGACCCGCGUGCUACAUCAUGAUUGACAGAUUGAGCGCUCUUCGCAUGCGUGAAAAGACUGGGACUGGCCUCUAUUCAUUUCAAUGAGUUGGUCUCGUAAUGCAAUUCGCCAUACAUGUUGGAUUGUGUUUUAGGGCUUGAACUGUAUACAGGUUGAACCCGUUUGAUGUGAUAAUGAUUCAUCUUUUAUAUACCAUAAAAUCACCAGAAAUCAAGGCAUGGGACAGCUUGUUUAUUAAGCCUGUUCACUAAUGUUCUUGUCAUGUUUUCUUGCAGGAGGUAUGGGACUAUAUUGGUUCAUCACGAAUGGUCUAUGAUAUGAUGAAUGGCGACUUCCCAGAUAAGGUGCAGUGCGUUUACAUUUUAAUCAUUAUCUUUGGGGGUUAAUUUACAUAUAGAAAAUAAAAUAAUUGUUUUGCUUUGUGAAAAAUACCCGAUUACAUUUAGCAGUUCGAUCCAUGAGUGCAAAUAAGUAUUUCAGACUAAGACUAAAUUUCAAUUCACACGGCGUCUAUUUAUACUAAAUUUAAAAUAUUUUUUAGAUAUCAUAUAGGUAUAUGUACCAACAUGUAAUAUCUAAUAAAUCCACCAUCGAAUCUCUUUUUACCAUUCAUUACUUCACUAAUACGGACACCUCUAACAGUUCCCAAUCUCCCGAUACAUAAUUCCUUUUUUUAAUCAAAACUCCACAAAACAGACACCUCUCUAUUACGUACACUUUGCUGUGUCCCUUCGUAUCCUGCAUGUACUGUAUAAGACAGGCCAGAUUGGAUUGUUUACACCGUACAGGCCGAGACACACUGGACGCGAUUUGACAACGCGGCGCGAUGUUUCAGUUUUUGAAAGUUAAUAAAACAACCAGUGAUAGGAAAUUUUGAAAGAUAUGUAGACCAAAUAACUCAAAAUGUUAUAGGGCUUCUAAAUAUUUGGAAAACUUAAGGAUCAAAGUUAUCGGUCAGUGAAAAUCGAAAAAUCGAGCCGCGUUGUCGAAUCGCGUCCGGUGUGUCUCGGCCUUAAGACUGCAAUAUGGACCUCACCGCUCUAUAACAAAAGUUACCUGAAAAAAUAGGUACGCAGUGCGUACAUGUGGCAUGCCAUCUGAAACCUUAUAAUGUGCUAGCGCUUAUAACUUUGGUACAACUGGCCUGGAGCUUAAAAUAUUGAUUCAAUAAAUUUAACUUCAAUAUAUUUAUUUAAAACUAGCUAUAUUAUGUCAAAAUAAGAAAACUUAAAAUUCCCUUGCGAAUGGGCAAUGUUUUUAUGAGCGACCAUUCAUCGUUAGUUGCAACUUGCAAGCGACGGUAAUAACGAGGUCAAGGUUUUAUCCAGAGUUUUAUUGAAAGCGAUUGACUGUAAGAUUUCCUUUACAAAUUUAUAACUAUAUGUUAUUUCCUACAAAUAUAGCUUUAUUGUAACUUUUUGAAGGUAUAAAAACCCGUGGAAACGGUGAAUUACUAUAAUAGAUUGGAAAUAAUUGCUAAACUAUGAUUGAAAUUAUCGAAGUAGAUUGCUAUUUCGUUGUAUUAAAUUUCAAUAUUAUUAAUGAGAGUGUUGUUUGGUAUUUAUAUUUCAUGUUAUUUACAAAAUGUACUGUAGUUUUGAAGUUUUGUACACAAUAUAAUCAGUGCGAGCACAAUGGCUCCGUUUCAUUUUGACUAUAAAAUUGAGUAUUUUGAUAGCGUGGCCUUUCACGCUAUAUAACGCCUGAUAAAUAAUCAGUGCGAGUACAACGGCUCCAAAAUCACAACAAAUAACAGAAUAUAAGGUAAAUUAAAAACAGCAAAGCUUUACUUACCUCGAUUUAUUUUUCGAAGGCGCUCGAUUAUGUAAAUUUUCGACGAACAAUCAACAUUUUUUUUCCCUUUGCUCGACGAAAACCAUGGACGAAAACGUGAACAUGAUUCAAGAUUUAUAAUUAUGCUUAUAUUGCUCGUAAAUGCUUGUCGGUAUAACUCGAUAUUUGUCGUAUUUGACGUAUUACCUCACGUUCCAUGUGAUCUGCCGCAAGUUUUAUCAACGGACACGAAUUUUAAGGUAUAUGAUAGUUGCAUGCCAUAUAUGGCAUGCAACAAAAAGCGGUUAAUUGCAACAUUAGUAUAAAACGAAAGAGGAAGACUCGCUAUCAUGGAAUGACAUUCAUGAAUACAACUCUGACACUUGAUAAUAAAUAUAUUUUUAUUUCCUUAAGGGUCUUAAAUUGCCAAGGUUGGAUCUUUCAAACAUAGCGUAUUAUCUGGAACUGAACCAAGUUGGUUUGCUGGAUGAGAAUUCACUCUGGGCACACAGAGACCCAGAGUCGGAAGAACACGUGCGCAGCAAGGUUUGUCGAAUAUGUUAGGCAUUGAUUUAAAUCAUCCAAGUAAGAAUCUCGCCUCGUUCAUCCCUUGCAACUACUUUGGAUAAACGCUGUUAAGUUAUUUACAAUGUAAGUUCUUUUAACAAAUCUGGAUUCUACAGUGUUCUGUGUAGCGAAGAGGAGAGGGAAAGAGCACCAAAGUGUAUUUAUUGAUCGUCUAAAGAUGUUACUGACCUAACCAACUGUGAUCUCAUAGUUUUAAUGUUUUCACUAGACUAAAACAAUGUUCAAUACAUUAUCCAAAUUUGGUGCUUCGGUGAACCUGGCAAUCAAAGACCCUUCUCAGUCAAAAGUACAACCUCUCCCUCCUGCAUCUUUUCAAAGAUUUCUUAAAGGGAAUAGAUCUAUCCCAGGACUAGUUAUCGCUGAUCACAAAGCGGCGUACACUAACAAGUAAGUCUCUUUAAAUUUUUCACGCAUUUUAGGACGGAGGGGGCUUACUAGAGAGGGGAGGGGUGUAUGUUCGCGAUUUCGUAUCGAUAUCAAACACUUUGAUUAUAACAAUAGAUACCAAACAACUUGUACAAACAGUAUAGAACGUCUAGAAUUACUCCACGGUCCCCUAGCCUCGUGCUUCUAUUAAAGUACUCUAACUUUCUAGCUCCACGUGAUAUAGUCACGUGCAUGCUAAUGUCAAUAAUGUCUACAUUGCAGGGGCUUAAUUGAGAUGAGCGUAUUGAUUUACGGUACCUACGGUAUUGAUUUAAUUAUACGGUACACUAUAUAAUUUGGUGGAUGUAUUCAAACACAGUAAAAUUAGCAUUCAACAAUACAUGCGUAGUGUAUUUCAAAAUGUGAUGUAACUAUAGUAAUAUGACUAAACGGCAAAACGAAAACAUGGUGAUAUGAACAAGGAUAUAAAUAAACACAUGUACACACGCCUUCCUUUAAUGUGAAGGAGAGCGGAGGAACUUAAUAAAUGUCUUCAUCUAAAAAAGGUGGGAUUAUUACAAGGGAGCUUAUUUGAGAGGGAGCUGUGUUGACAAGGGGCUUACUGGAGUAUAAUUAAAGCUAUCUACACUUGUUGCGAUUUUCAACUUCUGAUGCUUGUAAACGAGAAGACGAGUUAUAAAUGAUCCGAGUAUACAAGUAUACCCGUAUCUGAACAUUUACCUAACUCGUUCACCUCCAUCAAAAGAAAAUCGCACUUAAAAUCCCUGCAGCAAAAUUGCAAGUGUAAACCGGCCUUUAAAGAAUCGACCAUUUGCAUUAUAGACUAAAUUUUGAUCUCAACAAGUCUAGAUAAAAAUUUCAUCACAGCUUGAAAGAGCAUCACAAAAUUAGUAAUAUUCCAAAGUAUCGUUGCGAAAUGUUGUAAACUCGGAUAAUAUAGCCUUGCGAAGUUUGCCGUUUUUCAGUCAUUUUGCAUUACACAGGGGAAAUUGACAGCCCAAUACCAUUUGGGGCUGUCAAUUUCCAGUUUGUAAUAGAAAAUGACUGAAAAACGGCAAACUUCGCAGGACUAUAUUAUCCGCAUUUUACAACAUUUCGCAACGAAACUUUGGAAUAUUACUAAUUUUGUGAUUUUUAUCUACACUUGUAAAUUGAGAUCAAAAUUUAGUCUAUAAUGCAUAUGGUCCGUUGACACCAAUAAUAAAUUGUACCCUCCUAACUGACUGAUUGAUUGAAGUCUGGUUAAAUAUGUCCAUACAUAUUUUUUCUAAAGGCAGUUUGGCUAUUAUUAAUUAGGUAAAUUUUUUCUCUUCCGUUUUAUUCAGAUUUUACAACAGCCGUUUUGAUGAUGUACAAAGACUUGACGUUAAGGUAUGUUAAUAUAUUCCUUCUUCGUCAGCAUGAAAUGAAAGCUGACAACUGACUCAUGGGUAAAAUCUAAGUUUAAAAUAUAUACUCGUCAAUCAACUCUGUCAGCGACGAGUGUUUUUUUUUCCGAUUAUUUAUGUUUUUUCUUUUUGAGCUCCACUCGCCUUUCAAACGAUAAUUGUAUCUGUUACCCGUCCAACUAUUACGCAAAAUACUACAUUUUGUUGGUGUAAAUAUCGUUUUUAUAAAGCUAGUCAAAAGUACAAAAUUGAAGCAUGCUACUUCGUCACGUGACUGUCUUUCUACAGGGUACCCAAGACAGAGUAGUCUAAAUUGGUCACGUCACAUAUUACAUCCCUCCUUGGCCCGAGAGCCUCAUGAAAUCCAUGAAUGGUGAGUGAAUAGCAUCUCGUCUUGAUUCAUGAGAGCGAGGCUCCCAGGCCAAGGAAGUAUUCGUGAUAUAAUUAUCGAAGGUGGCUCGAUACAGUUUUCAAAAAUUCAGGUGCUUAACAGUUUGACAUGUUCAAACUACGCAUUUUUAGGAUUUAUUCAGCAGAUAUUGGUGUUUUUUAUAUAUUUUGAUAACUCUACUUUCAAAUUAUAUUAGUCUUAGUAACAGAUAGCUCGUUGCUAUGACAACAUACGUGUACGAAAUUCACUCCAAAAUGGCCUAUCGUUUCGUAUAGUUGGAAAAAAAGCAUGGUGACCCCCAAUUUUUUUUCUUGCAUUGUUUUACUUGGACGAAAAGCUAACAAUUAGCAAAAUAUAAAAAAAUUCUGUAAUGCCAUUUUUUUGGAAAAUGCGAAAAUGUCAUAUUCUUCGGUAAAAUUUUUUUGGCAUUACAGAAUUUUUUUAUUUUUUGUAUAAUGAAAGUUUUUAGCGGUGCAAUACAGCAUGCAAAAUUUGAACAUAGGUCACCAGGCAAAAUAAAGAGAUAUAGCGCAUUGUUUUUCUAAAAUGGAAAAUUCUAAUGACGUCAGCAAUCGACACAAAACGCUAUACAACACGCGCAAUGACGUGAGAUGGCGCGAGCAACUGCUCACGUCAGGUCAUUUUGGAAGUUCUUUCAUUUUGUUAAUCAGUUUGCACGACCUGCGCGUAAAAAUGGUCGCCCAGUUUUGUUCGCGAUUCUUGAGCAGGGUUUUUGUGAUAACUAUAUCGAGCUACCUUAAAUGAAAAUGAUGAAAUUGUUAAUCAUAAAAAUAUGUACAUGACUUGGCGUGCUUGUUUGUUAUUAUUUACCCAUCUGCAUGGGAAGAUGAUAUAGCACUCAAAAGCUAACAUGAAAAUUGUCUUAGUUGAUCCAUGCAUAAUAUUAAAAUAAUUGCACAGCAGCAUUGAAACUAGUUGCAAAACAAGUUCACAUACAGUGUAAGUUCAUUGAAAUCUCAACUAUACAAUUUUUAAUUCUCAUUUGUGCUUCUUCUUCCCAAAUCUCACCCGGAACCUGCUAUACCUGUUAAAAUAUAUUAUUUGAAGACUACAAUCAUAUACUAUAUUUUCUGUUUCAUAGCAUCUAACGAAGCUCGCUACUACAGUUGCUAAGACUCUUUAUGAACUGGCAUACAACGAAACAAACGAUGAUAUGGCAGCAAAUGAAGAGCGGGUAGGUAAUGUGCUACUUCCAAGGGGAAUAAACCCUCCUGAGCCCCACCCCGUAUGCAGUACACCUUAAGCUGAAGGUGGUGUAAUUUGCUUCCGUAGCAGGAAGAACUGUUCAGUAGGCUUCUCGAUAUUGCUGCGAGCAAAAUAAUAUUGUCUGCUCACUUUCUUCGACUUCGCCUUGUAACCAGGCCUGAUUCAAGAUGAAAAAUAAUUCUUAAAAAUAAUGAACUCCAUCCGCUGACUGAACGCUGGCUCGCUACAAGUGGUAGCUCCCUACAAUGUUCUUAUGCCAGUAUUUUAAUGUUUCUUCUCACAAAUCAUGUUUUAGUAACACAUAUAGUUCGUUGCUAUAGCAACACAACGUGUAGGAAAUUCACUCUAAGAUAGUCUAUUGUUUCGUGUACUUUGGAAAGCAGCAACAUGAUCCCAUUUUUUUCGUGCACUUACUGCACUAUUUUACGCAGAACAUAAGAAAAUCUCUAUCGUUUUGUUAGAUAAAAUGUUUUCCAUUUAUAGAUUUUUUAAAAUUUUGGUAUAAUGUGGUAUAAAAUUUUGGUAUAAUGUAAUACAUCGUUCAAAGUACAAACAUAUGUCGCCUGACAAAAUAGUGAGAUGUAGUGCACCGUUUUUCACAAAUUGGAUCUUUUUAAUGACUUCAGCAAUGUGUUAUAAUACACACGCAUUAGCCAAUCAGAAUUGUGUGUUACUGAGUAUAUCGAGCCACCUUGAACUUCAUAAUUGAAAUGAAAUCAGUUCAAAUCAAACAAUUUCCUCGUGAAAAUAAUUUUGUUAAUCUAAAAAGUAAAAUAGGAUAAUUUUAGAAACUUACAGCUGCACUGAAAAUAAAUGAAAACAGUGUACGGGCAAAAAAAUUAAAGCAACAAUCAAAACAAACUUGCCUGAUAUUUCACAAUUUUCCACCAUAUAUUCUUUAUCAUACCUUCAAAGUAAAAGUGAAAAAAUCGCUUCAUAGAUCAUUGUAUGAAACGACUUUCCCAUACGAUCUCAAAAUCCUAAUCAUUUUACUCAGAGGAAUGACCACCCAUACACCCAUUUCAAUAAGCUGGCUUUCGUUUUCCUUAGUACCUGGUGUGCUCCGCGUACGGCUCGUGGAUUAAGCCUUUUUAUUUAUAUGGCAUACUGAAUUCGUUCUAACUUUUGAUUGUUCAAGAGCCAUAAUCAGAAGACACACGCAUGGAUAACGCCAUUUCUGUGACGUAAUACCUUUAAGACAAUCACAGCUCUUUCAGAAGCAUCGCGAACUAAUGGCUUUCGUUGUUUUGCAUUAACUAAAAUAAUGCUUGAAAAUGUUCAAAAACUAGUGUGCUCUAAAUGUCCAUCUACACAAAAGCUUUAUGCUUAAUUUGGAUUUUGGAAUAAUUUAUCUUUACCAUACUCUUGGCACUCUGACAUGAUGGCUGCGGGUUGGAUUCCUGCCGGAGGUCCUAUAUGUUUCCGGUUAAAUAUGUACAGUAUGUUAUUCUUUCUAUAGAUGUCCAAAAUUUACAUUACGUAUUAUGCCUAUCAUUCCAAAUGCUGCGAAGCAUAGUGGAGUAGCCCGCAAUAUGAUGUCAGCCAUAUUUUUGUAUAAUUGCACCUUCUUUAAAUAAAGUUUAUUAUUUUAUUAGCCAUCAUAAAAUUUGUUAAUCUAUUUUUAUGUUCAUUUAGGUAACAGAGUUGCUGGGUUGUCUUAUCGUCAAUCAAAAUUGUUCUCUUUUUAAACAAGUUGUAACCAAAGACAAAGCUUAUCGCCUGGGUAAGUAUUUAUUAGCUUAUUAAAGUAAAUUCACCAAUGCUUAACCCAUCUACAGUAUUUUAUCGCUCUGUAUUGUACUCCACUAAAAAAAUAAAAAUGAAGUCGUUGAGGUGGAAAUUGAACGUAUCGUGCAAUUUUGGUCUAAAAUUAUGAUUAGAAAUGCACUCCUGCUUCGCCAUUAUUGGUUUAUAUAGCAAUGUUUAAUUUCGUGCAUGUACCUUUGGACAAUGGUUGUGCUAUCCAGACACAGCUUUUGAUAAUGAUAAUAACUAUGAGUCAUUUCCUUUACAGCAUCACAGAACGGUCCCUUGCCUCGUUACGUUGGCACGGACAACAAACUCAAUGGUCCCUCUGGCAUUACUGUUAUGACACAGUAUCUGCUGGCUUAUUUCACUGGAAUUAACUUAAAUGUAACUGGUUGUCCAGCUGGAUCGGGGAAUGUAAGUUAUGUAGGCCAUGCAGAUCGGAAUAAAUCAUGAUUUGUAUGCUCCUUUUAGUCAUUUUAUUAUUUUUUAUUUAUUGGCAAAUGUCUCUCUCAAUUAAUUACAUUAAUAAUAUCUAGAGGUUCUAAUUCACCACGUUCGAAUGUAUGUAAGACAUGUUACUGCUUAAACAACUGACAAGUAUAUUAUGGGAACGAUGCAAGGAGACCCCAUCUUUUUUUUCUCGCCGAGUUAAAGAGAAAAAGAGCUUGCAUGAUUUAUGCUUAAAAUAAUUUGGGUGUUAACCUUCUUUAUUGUCUGCAGCACCUUUUUUAUUGACAGAUGAGUUUCGUAUAUCACAAUGCUUAUGGCACAUGCAUCGGGGCAAGUGUAUAUUCUUCACCAGCAAAAUCUCCAGCAUUCAUACUUGAAGACUAUGGUUCAACUGAAUACUCCACUUGGACAGAAAGCAGGUAGGGUUUUACUCAGUUUGGGCAGCCUUGUACCCAGGCGCUUUAGAGCAAAAAAUAUAUGAUCGCGCUAAGUCGCGUCCUCCCCAAGCACCCCUGCGCGCUCGCCCUGGUGUCUAUAUAGUAGCUUAGCGCGAUUACAUUUUUCUAACUAAAGCGCCUGGGUACGAGGCUGCAGUUUGGGCAGUUAAUGCUGCGUAAUGAUGUAAAGUCGAAAGUUGGGUUCUUUUAAUUUCAGCCAAAUAUCAAUAAUAUUAAUAAUUGAAUAGUUGUGAUUUUUUCAGUUGAGUUAAUUUUGACCAAAUUUGAAAACUACCCGUUGCACCAAAAGUUCUCAAUGUUCCUGAAAUACUACAAACACUUUGCAAUAGAAUUACCGUGCAAAAAUUGUAUUAAUCGAAUAUAUGGUCACAAUUAAAUUUUGGAAAAAUGUAGUAAAUCCCAUACAUUUGGUGAUGACUGUACUUCCAGUUUGCAAUGCUAAUUUCAAAAACUACCAAUGGGUGGCUAACACCUCGCUCUAUUAAUUAUUAAAUUUUCAUUUUUGAGUUAGAUAUGGCUAUUUUUGUACAUCCAAUAAAGGGUGACCGGAAACGUUUGACCAGUACUGUAUGUAAAUAAAAUGAUUUGUUGGAUAGAAAACUGUCGUCUUCUAUUCUCAGACACUCUAAUGUAUCAUUUCUUAACUCCAUUCGCUCUUCUCUUAAUUUCCUAGGUGGGGGAAUGACAAUCGUAUACGGAUGUUCCUAAUAGCUGAUCCCACUCAAGAGGUAGUAUUUUUAGAUUGUGUGUUUUGCAUGUGAAAGAACCGGACAAUUGAAAUGACACUAAAAUUAAUUGCACAAAAGUGACCCAGAAUUAGAAUUUUCGGAACACACCCCGAUAUAACCAGCAAUAACAGAAAGCACAAAGAGAUGAAUGAAUACUUGUUGUAAAAAUUUAUUUCAGGCAGAAAUUCGUUGAGCUCGCGUUGUUGAAACAAUGGGUAGUUUACGAAUGUAAGACAGCGACGUCAGGACGACGGCUAAAACAACUGUUUGAAAUAAAUGAUUGUAUGAAAAUAUUGUCUUGUAUUUAUUUUUGUAUGAAUUUAAAAUAGUCUUAACCCUCCGAGCAAUGUUGAUCAACUCUGCUAGAAAAACUACCUGUCACGACGUGAAAUGCUAGCGUACUUAAUACAAGACGUGAAAAUAUACAUUUUGCCGUUGUAAACAGAGCUUGGACGACGUCUAAAACCCCUGUUAGACUUUUAUUUAUUCAUUUCUUUUGUAUAUAGGAUUAAUGUCACUGUAUUGAUAGCGGUCGUCCUGAUGUCGCCGUCUCACAUUCGUAAACUCCCUAAUACUAUACUGCCACUGCUUGACAGGAUAACCCGUGUGGUCCCAGUGCACUAAAUUGUGCAGAAAGCGAUAAAACUUUCUUGGUAGGCCAAUAAUUCCUCUAUUUUAUUUUAGGCUAUAACAUUGGCAGUUGGAAUAAUGCUUACUCUGAUCUCCCUAGUAGUGACAGUUUUUAUGUACCGAAAGGCUGAACAGUUAUUUACGCCUGGUGAUCGUGUUUUGGUAAUCAACGAUGAUAUGCAAUAAUAAGACAAUAAGUGGUAACAACUAGCGGAGAUUGCAUAGUUAUAUAUGCUGUAGGCGUACAGUCAAGCACUAUAACGUACUUCUGUUAUAGGCGAAUUAUUCCUUUAUUGGACGAAUAUUUCAAUAAUCAGGAUGACCACAUAACGAACACUUGUUGUUGGUCACCUUUAUUUACCUUUGGCCACCUUUGGUCACACUGAGAUCAUAACGACAUAUUAAGGAGAUUUUAAUUCAAGACCAAACGUGGAAUCUAUGCGGCAAGUGAGGUCGUCGUGUGCCCAAGCUAGUGUCCUACUGUAUGUAUAAAGAAAAAUCGAUGAACAAAGCGAAAAUCCGAAAAUCGUAUCUAAUUUGGGACCCUUUCCCACCAGGAAUUCCGUAAGUCGUACUGGGAUGUUACCGCACCAUCAAAUAUUUAACAGUUAUUCUGCGAACUCGAGUCGAAUAUGAGCUGAAAGCCGAUGACGCUCAUAUUCGACGAGAGUGAGUGGAAUAACUGUUUUAUUAUAUACACAAGGUCUGAAUUCACAGACUUUGCUUUUCGAAUAUUUUCAAUAUUUUUCUAUUUUGUUUAUGUUUCUAUCUUCGCUUUUUCGGCCGAUAUGAUUAAUUUUCAAAAAUAUGUAUUUUUAACCAAUUUAAAUUUUAAAAAUUCAUUUUCUAACCUGUAAACAAAUUGUGGGAGUUUUUUCAUAGUGUUUUUAAUCCUGUAAAGGCUAUAAAAAGCGAACAACUUGCCGUUUUCUCGUUCGCAAAACGUCGGAAAUUCAGUUUGAGCCGCCAUUUUGUUUUUCUCUACUAGCAGGAUAUGAGCUAAUAUCCUGCUAGUAGAAAACCAAUCAGAUUGCAGAAUACCUCAUUUCCAGACCUUGUGUAUAUAGUAAGGUUUGCUAUUCCACGCAAGACUUUUCAUUUAAUAAAUUGCGGCGCAUUUAAAAAUCUCUUGUUCACGCGCGCGGGAUGGUACGGUAAAAUCACACGAUCUGCGGGACUCCUGAUCCAUAUGGCAUAUGUAUAGCUAGGCAGUGAUCAGUAUUCUAAGCUAGACUUGCUACCACGGUUGUAAAUAUAUUUCUGGAGUUUUGUAAAUGGAACUUACUGGAUUUUUUAUCUCCAAUGUAAACAAAAGAUCAUGCAAAAUUAUACCACAAACCAUUCAAAAUGCAUUUCACAAGGAAUAACGCGUAUUAAAAUUGCACAUAGGACCAUUUUUGCAUUUAGUGUAACUGUUUUAUUUUCAUGUUUCGCUCGCUACUCUGGUUUAAAUAAAUUAUUACAAAGCCCAAUCGAAUUGUAAUCAAGACCCAACGUUUCGACACUCCAGUCUAGUGUCUUCAUCAGGCCGGGGUGAUCUAAAGUUGCAAUCGUGGCUUCUUAAAUACCUGCCAAUGAGAUGCAUGUAUUCCUCUGGCAAAUAGGCACCAUCAUCCCUAUUCAAAGCAUGAUUACUCAUAUUUAUAUGCAACGCUUCUAGGCAUAGUCUUUAACCAUAGCGAUUGUUUGUGGUAAUUACUUUAGAGUUUUCCCACGCAAUCUCGUGUUUGGUGUAACAUACAUGUUCUGCUAAAGCUGAUUUUCCCUUGUCUAAAGUUGAAACAGCCUUUUGAUGUUCUUUUAGC